Molecule: messenger RNA, 3327 nt
Organism: Rhinolophus ferrumequinum (greater horseshoe bat)
Lineage: Eukaryota; Metazoa; Chordata; Mammalia; Chiroptera; Rhinolophidae
Gene: KLHL7
Product: kelch like family member 7
Exons: 11
Coding region: 564-2180 (538 amino acids)
Biological process (GO): protein ubiquitination
Cellular component (GO): Cul3-RING ubiquitin ligase complex
Molecular function (GO): protein binding
Source: RefSeq, a predicted model, not a curated record
UCUCCCUUCCAUUGUCGCACGCAAGCAAAGCUGCUGCUUAGGAGAGGGUCGCCAUAAACCAUUGUCGAACCCAAGUGCCUCCUCGUCUGCCGAUGCUGUGACUCCCAACUCAGACUCCUGGGAGACUCCUCGGGCUGGCGUUCGGCGCCCGGUCUCCGUUGUAUAACAGCCCUGCCCUAGUUAUCUGUUUGGGAGGCCGGGAUCCCUCCACUGGCGAGCCGUUUUGUAGGUGUCGUGAGAUCUUGUGCGGAGAAGCCCAUUGGCACAGCCCAGCCCGAAGCCCCAAAGAAGGGAGAAGCAUUGCAUGGCCUGAAAUCAGCUCCUCUUAAAUAAGGAUCCCCGCCCCCUUCUGUGGUACCCGGCUGGCGCUAGUUGAAGACAGAUCCUCCUGUGCGUGUUAAUUUAGAGCAGAAACAGUCAUCGAUACAUACCGUGCGGUCUUUUAAGGGCACUGCGCGCCUCUGUUUAUUAGGAGGAGCUCUUUGUUCUGUCUUGGGUGUGUGGCGCAUGAAUGCAAGUCCUCCGCGAGCCGGCGAAAGAAAACGCUGUGUGAUGUAAUCCUUAUGGUCCAGGAAAGAAAGAUACCUGCUCACCGUGUUGUUCUUGCUGCAGCCAGUCAUUUUUUUAACUUAAUGUUCACAACGAACAUGCUGGAAUCAAAGUCCUUUGAAGUAGAACUCAAAGAUGCUGAGCCUGACAUUAUUGAACAGCUUGUGGAAUUUGCUUACACGGCUCGAAUUUCUGUGAAUAGCAACAACGUUCAGUCUUUAUUAGAUGCGGCAAACCAGUACCAGAUCGAACCCGUGAAGAAAAUGUGUGUUGAUUUUUUGAAAGAACAAGUUGAUGCUUCAAACUGUCUUGGCAUAAGUGUGCUUGCAGAGUGUCUGGACUGCCCUGAAUUGAAAGCGACUGCAGAUGACUUUAUUCAUCAGCAUUUUACUGAAGUUUACAAAACCGAUGAGUUUCUACAACUUGAUGUCAAGCGAGUUACACAUCUCCUCAACCAGGACACUCUGACUGUGAGAGCAGAGGAUCAGGUGUAUGAUGCUGCAGUCAGGUGGUUGAAAUAUGAUGAACCGAAUCGCCAGCCAUUUAUGGUUGAUAUCCUUGCUAAAGUCAGGUUUCCUCUUAUAUCAAAGAAUUUCUUAAGUAAAACGGUACAAGCUGAACCACUUAUUCAAGACAAUCCUGAAUGCCUUAAGAUGGUGAUAAGUGGAAUGAGGUAUCAUCUCCUGUCUCCAGAGGAUCGAGAGGAACUGGUCGAAGGCACGAGGCCCAGGAGAAAGAAACAUGAUUACCGAAUAGCCCUGUUUGGAGGCUCCCAACCACAGUCGUGUAGAUAUUUUAAUCCAAAGGAUUACAGCUGGACAGACAUCCGCUGCCCCUUUGAAAAACGAAGAGACGCAGCAUGCGUGUUUUGGGACAAUGUAGUAUACAUUUUGGGUGGCUCUCAGCUUUUCCCCAUUAAACGAAUGGACUGCUAUAAUGUUGUGAAGGACAGCUGGUAUUCCAAACUGGGCCCUCCAACUCCUAGAGACAGCCUUGCUGCUUGUGCUGCAGAAGGCAAGAUUUACACAUCGGGAGGUUCCGAAGUCGGAAACUCGGCCCUGUAUUUAUUCGAAUGCUAUGACACAAGAACAGAAAGCUGGCACACAAAGCCCAGCAUGCUGACCCAGCGCUGCAGCCACGGGAUGGUGGAAGCCAACGGCUUGAUCUAUGUUUGUGGUGGGAGUUUAGGGAACAAUGUUUCUGGGAGAGUGUUGAAUUCCUGUGAAGUUUAUGAUCCUGCCACAGAAACGUGGACUGAACUGUGUCCAAUGAUUGAGGCCAGGAAGAAUCACGGACUGGUGUUUGUAAAAGACAAGAUAUUUGCUGUGGGUGGUCAGAAUGGCUUAGGUGGUCUGGAUAAUGUGGAAUACUAUGAUAUUAAGUUAAACGAAUGGAAGAUGGUGUCACCUAUGCCGUGGAAGGGCGUGACCGUGAAGUGUGCAGCAGUUGGCUCUAUAGUUUAUGUCUUGGCUGGUUUUCAAGGUGUGGGUCGAUUAGGACACAUCCUUGAAUAUAAUACUGAAACAGACAAAUGGGUUGCCAACUCCAAAGUCCGAGCUUUUCCAGUAACAAGUUGUUUAAUUUGUGUUGUCGAUACUUGUGGAGCAAAUGAAGAAACCCUUGAAACAUGAAAAAUGAGUGGACUUCGAGAGUCAUCGGAGACUCAAAAAUAUGGCCACUAAGGCUUUGUUCCAAGAGUUUUGUUACAAAGUUUUAGUGUGGCAAUUUGCUUUGUUGAAGGAAGUUUUAAGUAAAGAAAGAUCCCUAUAAAAUAGGUGUUUUUUUUUAAAAUAUGGAUUUCCUUACUUAAUUCAAAGACCAUAUUUUAGCUGGCUGCAUCACCAAGAACAUAUCUAGCAAGAAAACUUGAAAAAUUAUAAGCAUUUGGUGAAAAUAUGAAUUCUUAAGUGAAUGUCACGCUUAUAACUAUGAUUAUGACAGAGUGGGGGAUUGGCGCAUCAGUGAAGCAGUCUCGUCUUAGCUCUAGAUUCUAUUUUCAUAUCACAGAAGUGCUAUGGUAUUAGGUCUGGUUGUUUCGGUUCAGUCAAGAACUAAGAAAUAGUAUGAAUUAUAAGUCAAGGUACGCAACUCCGAUGGAGCAGCUUCGUCUCACGUAAUUUUGCUUGUCUUCAUGUGUCCCAUUUAGUGCCAAACAUAUUCCAUUUCAAAAACAAGGCAGAGUGAGUCAAGGCAUAUGCACACUCACAAAACUUCGUAAACAUUUUGGUACUUAAAAAUGUACCAAACUCCUCAUGAAAUAGAUUCAGUCCAAUUAACUAUAUUCCACCUUUUAAACACAAAAUACCAAGUUAGCACACAUCAUUAAUUUAUAUCACUGUUUUACCCAGUGCUUAAAAAAUUAUUAGGGCUCUUCAGUUCUCAAUGUUACAUAAAAUCCAAUCGUAAGAGUGAUUGACUAGUAAAAAAUAAAGCUAUUUAUAGCAAAUUUAUAGGUCACUAGAAUAGCACUGAUAGUUAUCCAAUAUCAGUGUUGCCUUUGAACUUCUUAUGAAUUAAAAUGGUAUGAUUCCUUUUUCUUAGCAAGACACAUCAAAGGUAUUUGACCCCAUUAUAUUUAAAAAUUUUGUAAUAAUUUGAAUGAAAUAUUUGUCACCUUGUAUUAAUUGCUUUUGUGCGGUCAAUAAAUCUUUUAUAAACCCAUCUGCUCAUUUCUUUCCUAGUCAUGUUUUGCCCUUUUACAUGAUGGAGUGUGGAGUGAGCCAUAUAAAGCUGUCACCAUCAAUGUUUUUAUCUGGUGAUAUUAAAUAUUUUUAAACU